Molecule: messenger RNA, 3176 nt
Organism: Haliotis rufescens (red abalone)
Lineage: Eukaryota; Metazoa; Mollusca; Gastropoda; Lepetellida; Haliotidae
Product: inversin-like
Exons: 22
Coding region: 1050-3032 (660 amino acids)
Molecular function (GO): protein binding
Source: RefSeq, a predicted model, not a curated record
UACCUGUGUGUGGGGGCGAAGUGGCCUGUGUAGACUGUACCUGUGUGUGGGGGUGAAGUGGCCUGUGUAGACUGUACCUGUGUGUGGGGGUGAAGUGGCCUGUGUAGACUGUACCUGUGUGUGGGGUCGAGGCGGCCUGUGUAGACUGUACCUGUGUGUGGGGGUGAGGCGGCCUGUGUAGACUGUACCUGUGUGUGGGGUCGAGGCGGCCUGUGUAGACUGUACCUGUGUGUGUGGGUGAAGUGGCCUGUGUAGACUGUACCUGUGUGUGGGGGUGAAGUGGCCUGUGUAGACUGUACCUGUGUGUGGGGUCGAGGCGGCCUGUGUAGACUGUACCUGUGUGUGGGGGUGAGGCGGCCUGUGUAGACUGGACCUGUGUGUGGGGUCGAGGCGGCCUGUGUAGACUGUACCUGUGUGUGUGGGUGAAGUGGCCUGUGUAGACUGUACCUGUGUGUGGGAGUGAAGUGGCCUGUGUAGACUGUACCUGUGUGUGGGGUCGAGGCGGCCUGUGUAGACUGUACCUGUGUGGGGGGUCGAGGCGGCCUGUGUAGACUGUACCUGUGUGUGGGGGUGAGGCGGCCUGUGUAGACUGUACCUGUGUGUGGGGUCGAGGCGGCCUGUGUAGACUGUACCUGUGUGUGUGGGUGAAGUGGCCUGUGUAGACUGUACCUGUGUGUGGGGGUGAGGCGGCCUGUGUAGACUGUACCUGUGUGUGGGGUCGAGGCGGCCUGUGUAGACUGUACCUGUGUGUGUGGGUGAAGUGGCCUGUGUAGACUGUACCUGUGUGUGGGGGUGAGGCGGCCUGUGUAGACUGUACCUGUGUGUGGGGUCGAGGCGGCCUGUGUAGACUGUACCUGUGUGUGUGGGUGAAGUGGCCUGUGUAGACUGUACCUGUGUGUGUGGGUGAAGUGGCCUGUGUAGACUGUACCUGUGUGUGGGGGUGAAGUGGCCUGUGUAGACUGUACCUGUGUGUGGGGGUGAAGUGGCCUGGACGACCCACCCGAAUCUGGGACACUGGGAGGAGAAAUCUGAUACGGAAUACCGUCACCAUGAGUAAGCAGGAUGAUGACAACACUCCCCCUGAAUCCGGUGCCCGGAAUAUUCACGUUGCACCAAAGAUGGGACAAAACGCAUCCGCCAAGGAGGUUUUCAAUGUAGGAGUUGUGUAUGGCGGAGUGAAACAAACUGUCAACCAACGAGGUGAUGAUGAAAGACUACGAGAUGAUCUCCGGAAUUUGCGCAGUAAGCUGACCGUCCGGGAGCGUGAAAAACGUGAAAAACAAUCAGUUGUUCAAGAUCUGAAAUCAAAGACGAAUAAUCUGGAAAAGGAGGUGCAACAGCUCAAACAACAAGCACGUGCUAAAGCCGGGGACACACAAAACAUGGAGAAGAAGAUAGGAAAGCUGAUGGAAGAUGUUAAAAUCCACACAGACGAAAUAGAAAAUUUGGAGAACAACAUUAUUCCAGAUUUAAAGAAACAGAUACAAACAGUUGAAAUCAGGCUUGUACUGCUUAGAGAAACUGUCGAAGACACAACGAAUGCCAUCCCAGAUCUCGAAAAAAGGAUGGAGGGCCUGAAAAUGGAUCUGGAAAACUAUGGCUUUGAGAUAAAAUCUGAGAGGGAGAACGUUGCAGAGCUGUGCAUAUUGAUUCAACAGUUGAAAAAAGACAUCUUAGAUCAGAAGAAAGAACAGGAAACAAUGGCUUCAAGGAUACAGAAAAUUGAAACAGACGAACUGCAUAUCAAAGCAGAAAUGGCAAAACAACUUGAAGAUGAACGGAGAGAAAAAGAAGAAUUACAAAGAAAGGCACAAAAACAACACGAAGAGAUGACGGAAAUGAAAGCCAAACUGGAACAAUUACUCAACGAUGAAAGGGAAGCAACAGCACGAAAGAUACAGGAACAGGCGAAACACAUCCAAGACUUGAUGGAACAGACACAGCAAGCCUCAAGUCACUCGAGUAGAAAUCCGGGACAGAUCGAGGGGCUGUCACAUAUCCAACUGACGCAACAAGAGACUGAUCUACACGCGACUCCAUCACCAGCAGACUGCGACCGCCUCCAUGGCGCCAGCGGGGACGGGGACCUGGAGGAGGUGAAGCGGCUCCUGUCUCUGGGCGUCAACAUCAACAGUAGAGGACAGUUCAGCAGGACACCGGUGAUGUGGGCAGCAGUGGAGGGACACAGAGACGUGGUGGAGCUCCUGGAGAGUGAAGGGGCCGAUGUGUCACUGGUGGACGAGGACGGUUACAACAUCCUUCACUUCGCCUGUAUUAGAGGACACUUAGAGACGGUGGAGUUUGUGCUGUCACUGAACGAGGUGGACAUCAACAGAAGAGGAGAGGGGAGCAAGACACCGGUGAUGAGGGCAGCAGAGUUGGGACACAGGGAGGUCGCGGGGCUCCUGGUGAGUAAAGGGGCUGAUGUGUCACUGGUGGACGAGGACGGUUACAACACCCUUCACUUCGCCUGUCUGGGAGGACACUUGGAGACGGUGGAGUUUGUGCUGUCUCUGAACGUGGUGGACAUCAACAGUAGAGGACUGAAGAGCAGGACACCGGUGAUGUGGGCAGCAAUGAAAGGAAACAGUGACGUGGUGAAGCUCCUAGUGAGUAAAGGAGCCGAUGUGUCACUGGUUGACGUGGAUGGUGGCAACAUUCUUCACUUCGCCUGUCUGGGAGGACAGUUGGAGACGGUGGAGUUUGUGCUGUCUCUGAACGUGGUGGACAUCAACAGUAGAGGACUGAGGAGCAGGACACCGGUGAUGUGGGCAACAGAGCGGGGACACAGAGACGUGGUGGCGCUCCUGGCGAGUAAAGGAGCCGAUGUGUCACUGGUGGACGUGGACGGUGGCAACAUCCUUCACUUAGCUUGUAUGAGAGGACACAUGGAGAUGAUGGAGUUUGUGCUGUCUCUGAACGUGGUGGACAUCGACGCCAGGAACAACUUGGGGGAGACAGCGGCCGACGAGGCGAGAUCCGGGGGACAUCCGCGAUUGGUGGAUCUGCUCGUGUCCCGCGGCGGUCAUUGAGGUCAGUGUCGUGUUUGUGUAGACGGUGGAGAAGGACGCUGACAGAGACGUGGUGUGCCGUUCACGUCGUCGAGUGUAAAUAUGUCUUUAUUUAGGUGAAACUGUUUGUUGUUUUUGGAGAUAAAUAAAACUUGUAAAAACUUU